UGGAAACCGGAGAAAGUACAAGGCAACAUCAUGAGAAGCGUAGCCCAGAAGCGGAAGAAAUGUGUCACCUUGUCCUCAAAGCUGCAAAGAAAGAUGGGAUGUUGUGUGUCCCCGGGCUGGAAGAUAGCCUCCGAGAAGAACAGUGUCACAACUGGAAGCAGAGCUCUGCCGGGUCAGAUGGAACAGGCGGUGUAGGACAAAGAAAACUGGCAGUGCCCUCUCUGUGUGACAGCGGUGUCGUAGGGAGCAACAGUGAGGAGGAUGAGUCCAACUGCGAUGAGUCCAGCUGCAGUGAGUCCAGCGAUGACGAGUUCGGACAACUUGACAUCGACCUGGAAAGGAAGUCAAAGCAGCACAACUUGACCUCAAGCAAUGUCCGUACCAUCCUUCAUGAGGUUCUCACUCAUGAAGAUGUGGUUGCAAUGAUGAAGGCUGCCAUUAAAGAUACCCAGGAUGAGCCUAUGUUUGAGCCCAAGAUGACCAGAGCGCGGCUGAAACAGGUAGUGCAGGAGGCAGAGUCAGUCUCCAUCUGUUAUCUUUCACCAUGCAAAGGACCAGUACCGAAGCUCCCUCAGUUUGUGGACAUCCUCUUGGAAGAUGAUGAGGACUCAUCUGAUGAAGAGUACUGCCCUGAUGAAGAUGAUGAAGAUGAGACAGCUGAGGAGACGUUUCUAAGCGAUGCAGACAGUAUAAGCUCAUCUCCCAGAGUUACCAGAAGUGCUCAACCUGUGACCCCCAAGCAGGAGUCUGAUAAGUGGAUAGACACACCCGUCAAGGAAGCUAGAUGUCCCAGACAUCUGAGGGUUGAUGCUGUCCCCAUGGGCCCCCCACCUCCAGCCUCCUCUUUUUCUAUUCCUCAGCAGCUCAGCUCCGACUCCUCUUUCCUUGAGAGGCUGCAAGCUGUGGACCAAGAGCUGGCUUUCAACCCAGACUGCAGCUCCUAUCAGCUGAAUGGAGGGAGUAGCAACAAUGAUGUAGAUGCAGGAGGUCUCGUGGCUUUCCGCACACGCUCCAAACGUCCGCUGCGUGACGUUCCUUUGGGCCAACUGGAGGCGGAGCUGCUGCCUCCUGACAUCACACCUGACAUGUACGAGUUUGGCCCUGCCCUCGUAGAGGAGGACCGCCAUUGGACCCAGUGGCUGCAGGGCCUGAUGGCCUCAGACAAUGAAGAGGAAGUAGAUGAUGAUGAUGAUCCAGAGUACCACUUUCCCGAAGAACUGGAUGAACCAGACCAGGAAGACUACAGGACAGGGCGAGCCACCCAUAUCACAAAAAAGGAGGCGAAUGAGUUACUGGAGGAGCUUUUUGAUACAUUCCAGGAGGAGCCCAAUGUGGAGGAGGCUGAGGAAGAGGAGAGGUCCUUACAGAGCAUACCCAAAUUCAACGUUCCACAAGCUCUACGUUUUGAAGCACCGCUAGCCAGUAUGCUAACUGAACGUCGACGUGCGGUGCGGGAACAGUAUGAGGCCCUGCAGCAGAGGAGAGCCCUGCAGGACACGCCUACUCAGAACCAUGAAAAACCCAGCCCAACCUGUGCUCCACCCUCUACCACUCCAGCUAUGGUGCCAGUUAGGCUCUGCCCCUCCCUCUUCCUGGACUCCGCACAAAAAGCCCAACUCCAGCAACAGGUGCAGCAGCAUGUUCAACUCUUGACCCAGGUCCACCUACUGACGCGCCGUGUCAAGGCUCUGCACUAUGAAGCCUGCCUCACUAAAAAGUACCUGGAAGAGCUGCAGCAGUUUGCACAGCAGGAGGAGGAGAGAGACAGCACCAGCAGCUUCAGAGCCGGUAACCUCCAGGGAGCCACGGAGCUUCUCCAGGAGCUCCAGGAGAGAGAGGACGCUCCCCGUACACCUCGCUCUCCGUCGCCUGUCUCAAGCAGCUGUUUUCUCCCCAGGAUGACUUCAGUGACCAGCAGUCGUGCAUACCCUCGGCUCCCAGCUGAAACCGCCUGGCUGUUGGCCACCAGGUCUGUCUUCCUCUAUGCAGAACUCCUCCCGAUUUGCAGUCUGGACCCUGAUCUGUAUCCCCAACGCCAUAGGACCAUCUUCACGAGUGGGGAAGACUGCCUUAUUGUUUUGGGCCUGAAACACUUCGAAGGUACUCUCUCCCCUCAUCAGCUCCUCAGCUCCUACCUCAUCCGUAAACGACACCAGCUCCUCCGUAAACGCAUCUCCGAGAUGUGUGGGCCCAAUGCUCCCACAGAUAAUGUCAUCAAGUUGUUUUUUCAGAAUCAAGUGCCGCCUGUGAUGCCUGUGGCCUGCAAAAGAGUUCUUCCAGGAGACGAGUGCCCUUCAGUGGAGAGGGAGACUGCUGCAAUGCCAAACUGGCUCAAGAAGAGUCAGCCAGUCAUCCAGAAGACCAAAUUGGCCUUCGGUAAAAACCCAGGCUACCCUUCCAGGCUUCCUACAAACUGUACGCUACAUCUUCAUCCCUCCCGCCCACCUACCAAAACAGUGCACAAUGCAAAAAUGGCACCGAUCAAACCCAGUCGCAUCUUUACUUUGGCCCAUACAUCAUGUCUGCCACGUCUAGCCAAAGCAACAGCAGACAAGCAGUUAGACAGACAGCAGCUCAGCUGCCUAGCCAAUGUGUCUGGAUCUAUUCCCUCACAAGGUGUCAUCUUAUUAGCCAAAACGCCUGUUACUCCAAUCCAAGCAGCCCUGCCAUUGAGUCAGGUACCAGCUCAUGGGACUGUGCCGUUUGCAGCAGUGGGUCCAGUCUCUGCUCACCCUGUGUGUGGUCAGGCUUCUCUCUCAACCACAGAGUUGAUGACCCAGUCCACACUUAUUAGAGCACCACAUGAUGGUCGUAGGAGGGUAAAAACACAUUUGAAGCGUAGUGUUCCCAGGCAGCUAAAAAAACCCAUUACAAGUCCUCUCCAUUCCACCUCAGUCAGGGUUACUGGAUCAGAGGCCAGAGUCCCCCUGCCAACCUCACCUGGCCUGCAGCUUAAUCCUCCCCCACUCUCAGACACCUCCCAGUCUCACACAGAGAAGCCAGUAUCUGAUAAACUAAGCUGUUCCACCAACAAGAACCCAGAAUACCUCCUGUUCCCUAUUACUGUCAGUGGCUCUGCCCAGAUGCUGUGGAUGCCAAAGACAUGCUUGGUACCAAGUGGAACAUUAGUACACAGCGGGUUUCAAAACUGGUCCACUGGCCCUGCUCCUGUUGCCCAGAAGCAGGAUGCUCUUUUUCAGCCCAACUCCUGUUUCACUUCCUCUGAAAACUCCACCCAUCCCCAGAAUGUUUCCUCCUCCAAUGGGAGGCCAAGCCUAGAGAAACAACUCUGUAGGGUGGUGGAGAUGCUGAAGGAAGAAAGAGAGGCCUCUGUAAACCCCUGUCUCAGUUUGGAAGACAAAGAGAGACACAAGUUAAGUGCAAAAAAGGAGGGGGUGAAAAAGAACAAAGGAGAGGAACUGAGGGAGCAGAACUACCAGUAUUCACUAGAAAGAGGCAGCAAAGAGGAUGAGUGUGAGGAAGGCGUGGUCACUUGUAAUGGUGGAGAGAAUAGUGAUGGAGAGGAGAGGGAGGGAGGCAGUGGUGAAGAUGGAGAAGAGGAGCAUGGUGGAGAGAGAGAGGGAGAUCAUGGAGGAGAGGAGACGGGGGAUGGAGAGGAGGAAGGAGAUAGAGAAGAUGCACAGAGUGGAGGUGAGAAGGAGGAUGAUGGAGACAAAGACGGAGAACAGGACCGACAAGGGGAGGAAGAUGAAGAAGAGGACUUUGAUGACCUGACUCAAGAUGAAGAUGAGGAGGAAGUGAUGUCAUCAGCCUCAGAGGAGUCAGUGCUCUCUGUUCCAGAGUUGCAGGAGACAAUGAAGCAGCUAACAUGGCUGGCCUCAGAGGGGAGGCUCUGUGGAGACGCAGACUCUGAAGAGGAGCACUCUCCCAUCUCCCCUGGUUCUCAAAACUCCCAGGAGGAAAACUCUGAAGAGGAGGAAGAGGGGCCUGCCAAAGGGGAGGAGUCAGAAUGUGGAGAGGAGAGGAGCACUAAGGUGACAGAGGAUGAAGUGCCAUCUGGGGAGGGGACUCCCAGAGGAGGUGGGAAAACUCCCAGACGAGGAAGAGGUCGAGCGAGGCCCCCCACCCGCCGUCGGCAGGAGCGGCACAGUAAAGAUGCGGCCAAGCUGCUGCUUCUGUAUGACGACCACAUCCUGGACAAUGACCCACACAGAGAGAGUAAAGACACAGCAUUCGCCCAGGCGUAUCUCAACAGGGUGAGAGAAGCACUGCGAGACGCCCCGGGGAAGGUGGAGGAGUUUCUGGCUCUGCUCCAUGAGUUUGAACUGGUCGGUGAGGGGCGGGAUGAAGUCCAGCUCUUCAGGAACCUACGCUGCAUUUUGGGAGACAGAGCUGACCUGCUGCGGGACUUUGCUGCCUUCCUCCACCCAGAACAGGCACUGGAGUGUGGCUUGUUUGAGGAGCAGCAGGCGUUUGAGCGGAGCCGUCGUUUCUUGAGACAGUUGGAGAUCAGCUUUGGGGACAACCCUUCCCACUACCAGAAGAUCAUCAAGGCUCUGCAAGGAGGGUCUGACCUCAAUGCUUCCAGCGUCCACGAGCUGAAAUCUCAGAUGGCCACCCUCCUGAAAGGCCACACUCAUUUACAAGGGGAAUUCUGGGUGUUCUUCGAUGAGCUCCGCCCACCUCCAGCACGCCCAGGACAAUUUGAAGAGGCUCAUUGGCCAGAGGAGGGAGGAGGUGGAUCUGAUACCAUCGAGGCUAUUAGCUCAAGGUCGGGGGGUGGGGCAAACUGUGGUUUUGAAGAAGUCACACUCCCCGAACUUGAGGAAGAAGAAGAGGGGCAGAAAAUCCCACCAAUGGCUGGCCGACGUCGGAGGAAGAUUGGUUCCCAUGGCAAUUAUAAAGAAUGUGAUUGGUCGGAUAAGGACUGGCCUUGCCUCUGCCAGGUGCCAGGCCACGAUGCAAAGCUUCGCAGACACAAGAGGAAAGGCUGCACUCGCUGCCAAGGGAACAAGAACUCAGAAGGAGUCUCCAGAGCUUUGAAAAACCUGGAUCCGCUAUACACCCUGUCUGCAGAACAGCAGGCAGAGGCCGGCCCACAGAACGCAGUAGAGAAGGACGGAGAGUUGGAUUCCGAACUGAAAGAUGAAGAUGACAGCAGGGUCAGCAGUCCACUGCCAGAACAAGGCAUUACAUCAUGGGAAGGUACUGAUGGAAAAGAGGUGGAAGAUGAUGAACUGGAGGAUGAAGAAGAUGAGGAUGAGGACGAGAGAAAGAACAGCGACAGCGAGUACAGCCCUGUGCCAAAGAGGAGCAGGGUAGAAGAAGAGAGGUCUGGCUCAUCAGAAUCCUCCUGCAGCGCCUUCUGUGGAGCGCCCAUCCCUUCCUUUGACCCCCCUGUCUGUGCAAAGAACAUAUCCCUGACAGCCAGUGGAGAGAAGGUCAUCCUCUGGACCAGGGAAGCAGACCGUGUCAUUUUAACAACCUGCCAGCAGGAAGGAGCCAAUCAGAGCACCUUCCAGGCUAUCUCCGCCCAGCUCGGCAAUAAGACUUCUAAUGAGGUGUCCCGGAGGUUUCGGGACUUGAUGCGUCUCUUUCGCACAGCUGCCCGUCAAACCAACUCUGAGGAUGAAGCUCCACCCACUGAGUCAACUGCUGCCAUCGAGGAGGAGGAGGAGCAGCAGGACUGAUGAACCAAUCAAAUGAGAGGUUCAUCUUUUCCCCCACCAAUACAUUCACAGUCUGAUUUGUAAUUACAGCACGCCAGCUGAUAUUUGUCGAUCUCCAGUCUUUAGAUGUAAUGUGUGUAUAGUUGACAGACUUCUGUGAGAUAGGUACAAGCUCUUAAUGAAAAUAAUUAAUAUACUGGUUCCUCUCCAGUUUUAAGUGUGAGUGGACAAUUAAUAUUUUUUUCUGUAUAGAUGGACAUACAUAAAAACACAAAGUUUAAGCCUGCAUUUUGUAAAUAUCUGGCAAUAAAUUUUGAGGCAGU
Molecule: messenger RNA, 5953 nt
Organism: Lampris incognitus (smalleye Pacific opah)
Lineage: Eukaryota; Metazoa; Chordata; Actinopteri; Lampriformes; Lampridae
Gene: gon4lb
Product: gon-4 like b
Exons: 30
Coding region: 60-5651 (1863 amino acids)
Biological process (GO): regulation of DNA-templated transcription
Cellular component (GO): nucleus
Molecular function (GO): transcription coregulator activity
Source: RefSeq, a predicted model, not a curated record